This is a messenger RNA of Seminavis robusta, 783 nucleotides long. The record is from the annotation of a GenBank genome assembly. Lineage: Eukaryota; Bacillariophyta; Bacillariophyceae; Naviculales; Naviculaceae.
AUGAACGCUCUUGGCGGCUUCAAGCACGUUAAAGACUGUUCGAUCGAGGUGGUGCCACUGUGCACUGUGCCACUGUGCCAUUGGCCACUUAAUGCCGCUUUGCUUACCGAAGCCAAGGAAACCUUCAAAGCGGCCGAAGAGCAGCUGCAGAAAGCCAAAGCUGCAAGGAGGGAAGCAGCUGCCGAAAUGAGGAGGCUCGAAAAAGAUUCGGAAUACGGUGCCCUCAGCCAGGAGAUUCGACAAAGCCUCGAUGAAGAAAUGGCCAACCUUUUCAACAUCCACCGGUCGAGCUGGCAUGGUGGAGCCAUGGUAGGUAAUUACUGCAGGAAGAUGUUGCAUGGUGCAGAUCAGGUGAUGGACUCCAUCGUGGAAUUGCUCCAACAGAUUCCACAAGAAAAGAGAGCCAGAGGUUGUGACGAUGCCGAGAUUCAAAAGUAUUGCAAUGGGUUCAAGCGGAUCCUCCAAUACAUGGGCAUACUCUCACACUACUCCUACCAACCGUAUGGGACAAUCACAGACAGUGAGAUGGCUUCGAUUCGAGAUGUCUUGGUGCCACGGUUAGUGCGUCUUUUCAGAAAGAUGUCAAAGACGCUUCCUCCCAAAAUCCACAUGCUUGCCCACCUAGUCGAAGAUCUGGAGCGCUUCAGAGGAAUGAAGUUUCACCACGAGUCGAAGAUAGAGGUUGCUCAUCAGAUUGGAAAGAGGAUAGAUUACAGGUUCCGAUCAAUGGCAGCCACGAAGGAAAAGAGAAUGCAUGCCGAAAUGAAAUUCGAAGCCAACUGA